AUGCCUUCCACUUUCAGAGCCUCGCGCUCAGGGCGACACCUCGAUGGUGCCCCAAACCGUACCCGCACCGGCCAAAUCGAUCACGAUGUCUUUGAGGGAUUGCCAGUGCGUCGCUGGUCCCGACAGCAGCACACCUUCUCUCAAGCGCCCAAGCCUGAUGACUCGGAAUUUGGUGUUCAAGGUCCAAGCGGAGGACCAACGCUACCAGAGCUCCCCAUGCCGAGGGACAGCCAGCUCUUGCCGCCAAUCAGUCGCGCACUCCUUCGUGCAGCCCGUGCUGGAUGUGUCCAUAUCCGCCAAGGCACUCGAGCAGCUGAUGAUGAGGAGAAAAGCGUGGCGGAUGCCGAAGACUCAGCCUCGGCAUCUCACAUGGUCGAUCGGAGCUUUACAACUCGCAAAUGGAUGACACUUCCCAAACACCUCGAGCCUGCGGAGGUGGAGUUUUUGGCAAAGAGGCGACCUGGUCUUCAAUCCCUUUAUGGUGCCACUGCUGGUACAGAUGGAAGCUCUUCGGGGCCCAUGAGGAGGACGAAGUUCAAGAAAGUUGAUCCUGAAACAGGCAAUAUCUCUAUCUACGAGGCAUGGGUGCCCGAGGGCCAUCGCAUCGAAGGAGAGAUCACUGGCGACUUACAGACGAUUGCCGAGCAGAGCCAAGUGUCUGUGAAGCCCGAGGCGCCUGCACCUGGAACAGUCGUCGAGGGGGUCGGCAUUGUGAAUGCUGAGGGUGUUGUUGUCGCGGAGGCUGGAUCAGCAGCUGUAAUGACACCUCCAAAGCGACGUCCACCUCCACCUAAACGAAAGGGCAAGGGCAUUGGAAAGGGUCGGAAGAAGAAGGUCAUGUUUGCGCCUGGCGAAGGAGCUGAUGCCGCGACAGUACAUGGAGGUGGUCCCGCUAGUGGCAAUGGGGAGGGAGGCGUCAAUAGAGAAGGCCAGCAGCAUGCUUCGCACAUUGACCAAGCUGGUCAGGAUGAAGAUGAUGAAGACGGCGACGAGGGCGACGAGAGCGACGACGGUGACGAUUCCAUGAUGGACGCGAAGACUCCUGAUACCCCUCAGCCUCUGUCUGGCGCAGAGUCUGUGGAUCAGCCUUCAUUCGAAACUCCCGUCUCGCAGUCAGUUGAUGUUGAGAUGUCAGAUGCCGUUCCUGAAAGCCAGCCUCCUGCCCCCGAGAUCUCUUCAUUAAGCGAAAAGGAGAAGCAAAACCAGCCGACCGAUUCAGGUGCAUCCCAGCCUGAAAAGACCCCAGAGGUGAAUUUCGGUGCCCUGACUUCUAAUGUUCCCUCAGAGAAAGCCGAGGUUACCGGUUUGAAUGAGAAGCCUGUCAUUUCGGAGUACGACAAGACCCCUACUUCUCCCACUAGAACUGCCGCAACUACAGGUGAACCCAUCGAGCCUUCAGCUAGAGUGAGCACGGCUCAAACCUCAGAUACCAAGGUGCAAGGGGAAGAAGAAGCCAUAGAGCCGAUGUCUAACCUUGCACCAAAGGAAGAACCUGCUCUCACAAGCCAGCAGGAUAACGGCAUUGCUCUGCCAACUGCCAGCCCCGAUAAAUCCCCAGAAAUCCCAGUAGCACUACCUCCGACCCAAUCGCAUCCACUGGAGCACCCAGAACCCGGGCAGACCGCAGUGUCAACCGAUGCUUUGGCUGAGACUCGAGAAUCUCAAAAUAUUCCAUACGAGUCCGUUUCCCAUCCCGCCACGCAAGAAAAACCCCCGGUAGCUAUCGAGCGCGAACAAUCCACCCCCUCCGACCCUUCUGGGCCCGGUCUACACCCGGAAGAAGCAAAAGAUGUUGAGAUGGGAGACGCCCCUGCACUAGAAGAAAGCCAAUUGCUGGAUGCACAGCCUCCCGCAAACCAAGACUUUCCUCAAGCACUACCAACCGCAGAUAAUCAACUGCCCAAGCCCACUACAGCUGCCGCAGACCCCAAUCUACUAGAGAAACCAACACCCACCGCAGACGAAGGAACAGAAGCGGCAAUCGCCACGAGUGUCCCUGACCAGAGUGUCAUCACCGAAGCAGAGACGCGCGAAGACUCUCGGUCUAGGGAAGCUAAGGAAGCCAACGAUGAACUCGAGCAGCACCCAGAUCCAAUUGCACAUUCGUUGGAGUCUACGUGA
Messenger RNA from Penicillium griseofulvum, 2121 nucleotides. RefSeq lists its product as uncharacterized. The transcript has 2 exons. Lineage: Eukaryota; Fungi; Ascomycota; Eurotiomycetes; Eurotiales; Aspergillaceae. The record is from RefSeq and is a predicted model, not a curated record. Bases 1 to 2121 code for a protein of 706 amino acids.